This is a messenger RNA of Alligator mississippiensis (American alligator), 1189 nucleotides long. RefSeq lists its product as uncharacterized. Bases 1 to 792 code for a protein of 263 amino acids. The transcript has 5 exons. The record is from RefSeq and is a predicted model, not a curated record. NCBI's taxonomy places the organism in Eukaryota, Metazoa, Chordata, Crocodylia, Alligatoridae.
AUGGUAAAAAGUUCUGAAAUGAGGAAGCACGGUCACUCCAGAGGAUACACUGGGGAUUCAGGCCGACUUGGACAGGCUUGCAAGUAUUCUAUUAAAUGGCUUCCCAAGUCUCCUAAACUCUAUGGCAGUCGCAAUUGGAGUUCUCAGAGCUCUCGCUGGGCUUCAUUAAGGGGAAAGGAAAGUGUUCAUGGUGGCAAUCUGUACAAAUUCAACUCAGACAAUGAAAAAUGGAAGGAAGGGAGGGUCAGUCCUGAGCAAGAAGCAGAAGAAUUGGAGGAUCCAGAUGAGGAUGAGCCCAUUUCCAAGUUUUCUGGAAGUCUUUUUGAUUCUGAUGAUACUGUUAGAGAUCAAAGACUCACUAGAAUAGUCCUUCAGGAAAAGCACAAAGCAACCACAAAAUUUAAAACCAUUCCUGGGACUAACGAUAUACCACAGAUUUCUGCGACAGCAACGGAGAAUUUUCUGACAGGGAACAACGCAUUUCCAGAAGAAACAAAAGAGCAGGUUCCAAGAGUUGCAGAUGUGACACCGCCCCCAUUGAAGGAAGCCAUCAUUUCAGAAACAAACACACCUGAUAUUGGCUCUGAUGAAGUGUCAACUAAAAUCAACCCAUUCCAGACAGUAAACCAUGUUAUAACAAUACCUCGAAUCAUCCUAACACGUCCUUCUACUUCAGAUGAGGAUAAUGACCAGUUAAUACAAGAUCCAGAAGACUUUGAACCUGAGGAGACUGACUCUGCAGAAAGUCACAUGUAUUCAGACUGUAUGAAUAAUGCUUUUUACCCUCCAUAAUAAACCAUUCUUUUAGGAGAUGUUCAUGGUAUUAUUUUUUCACUGUUUGUAUUAUUACUUUUAAUGUAGUACUUAAACCACUAUGCCUUAUUCAUAGUUGAGACCAUUAUACAGGGGUUGAAUUUUCUGGAAAAAAAAAACGAGUGAAAGAAAGCCUUGAUUUGCCUUGAACUUUACGUCCGUUGGAACUAAUGCACUCGCAAUGUAAUGUUCUGAAUAAGGUUAUGUGAACGUCAUCAGUCAAGUGUUUCAAAUAUUCUCUUUAAGUACAUUCUACAACUCAAUGCCAUGAAGAGAACACAUUUUUUUUCAUAGAGUAAUGCAAUCUAUUUCAAACUAUGGUGAAAGCAAACGUAUAGUUUUUUUUUUUAACUUCCUUCCUUUAUUUGAGCUCUGU